AUGUCCCUCAUACAUGCUCUCAUAGCGAGGGGCACCACAGUUCUCGUUGAACAUUCCACAGGUUCAGAGCUCAAACCAGCUGCUCAGAUCACUAUUCUAUCAAAGAUACCACCUAAUAAUUCAAAGUUGACUUACGUUUGGCAAGAUCGAUUGAUUCAUUAUGUCGCUUCUGAUGGAAUAAUAUAUCUGGUCAUGGCAGAUGACUCUGUAGGAAGAAGAAUGCCAUUUGCUUUUUUAGCGGAUUUGGAACGAAGAUUUACAGCCCAACAUUCAUCAGAUGAGAUUGUCUCCGCAGCGGCACAUUCAAUGGGAGACUUUGAAACUGAACUCGGUCGAUUGAUGGACCGAUAUACGACUUCACCACCUGCUGAUCCUCUUCGUCAAGCUCAGACGGAUUUGAACAACGUAAAAGACAUCAUGGUCCAAAACAUUGAUUCAGUCCUCCAACGUGGCGAGCGUCUCGAUCUUCUCGUGGACAAAACGGAUACCCUCGCAGGUCAAGCUUACGCAUUCCGUCGAGGAGCAAGGAACGUUAGACGACAACAAUGGUGGCGUAACAUACGUAUCAUGGCACUUUCAGGAGUUGUAGGUAUCUUAGUGCUCUACUUAUUCAUCGCUCAAUUUUGCGGGGCUGGAUUGUCUCAUUGUCGUAGCUAA
Tremella mesenterica DSM 1558 is the source of this 657-nucleotide messenger RNA. RefSeq lists its product as uncharacterized. The record is from RefSeq and is a predicted model, not a curated record. The transcript is spliced from 6 exons. Gene Ontology annotation, cellular component: membrane. Bases 1 to 657 code for a protein of 218 amino acids. Lineage: Eukaryota; Fungi; Basidiomycota; Tremellomycetes; Tremellales; Tremellaceae. Gene Ontology annotation, biological process: vesicle-mediated transport.